Messenger RNA from Daucus carota subsp. sativus, 766 nucleotides. RefSeq lists its product as uncharacterized. The transcript is spliced from 2 exons. Lineage: Eukaryota; Viridiplantae; Streptophyta; Magnoliopsida; Apiales; Apiaceae. The record is from RefSeq and is a predicted model, not a curated record. The coding region runs from base 117 to 602 and encodes 161 amino acids.
AUUCUAAAAAAAGAAUUCUAACUAAAUGAAAACAGCGCUAGGGCAAAGCACAUCGGUUAUCUGUAAACAAAACUUCAUAUUAAUCCAAGCUUAAACUCUACUCAAUUCUCACCGAGAUGUCGACGGAAGGAGAGAAGGGGCACAUGAAUGAGAUGAAGAGACAUAUCUUUGUUGAUGAGCCGUACGGAUGCGAAGCGAUCGAGUUCUAUAAAGCUGUAUUUAGGGCAGUUGAAGUGAAUCGUGUGUACAAGGAAAUCGAAACUGAUGAUGAGAUCAAAGGGUCCGUUAGAGUGGUCUCUUGCGAGUUGCAAUUCUGUUCCAGUAUUAUUAUCGUGUCGGAACUCACUCCUAAAUCUUCCAUGCUGAAUCAGAAAAAUGUUGCACCUCCAAGAGGAGGAACAAUGUUAGUGUAUGCCAAGGACGUGGAAUCUGCUUUGGAUUUAGCUGUACGAUUGGGGUCCUCGAUUUUGAAAGAUGGGAAGUUUGAAAAACAAAUUAAGGAUCCGUAUGGUUAUAUAUGGAUUAUUCGCACUGGCGGCAGGGCAGCCGUGGUAGGCACUAGCAACCCUCAAGGAGAAACCAAAAGGCAGAGGAUUCUUUGACUUAUUUAUCGUUGUUGGUACAUUUAACUUCUGAUCUUCCAUGUAAACAACUUUAACUAUUAUCUAGAAUGAUUUAAAAUUCAAGUUACAUGAUUUCUGUAUCUAAAGGUAACCUUUGUAUCUGAUGGUCCAAUCUUCCUUGCAAUUUUAAAAUCUAUUAUAUA